Molecule: messenger RNA, 666 nt
Organism: Enterobius vermicularis (human pinworm)
Lineage: Eukaryota; Metazoa; Nematoda; Chromadorea; Rhabditida; Oxyuridae
Source: the annotation of a GenBank genome assembly
AUGAUAAUUACUUUCAGUACAUUAUGUGGCUCCACUUUGAGACAGCUCCACCUGGGAACCAAAAAUUUCUCGUCUUCCAAAUUAUUGGAUGUAUUUUUUGAUAAUAAAGAAAAUUGGGGUAAGAGAGAACUGAGGCCAAUAAAUCGACCUGGACGAGCUUGGAGUAAGGAAGAAUUGAGGUUAAAAUCAAGCUCUGAUCUUCAUAAACUAUGGUAUGUUUUGCUCAAGGAGCGGAAUAUGUUGCUAACCAUGGAAGCUGCUUAUACAAAAAGGCUUUUGUCACUUCCGAAUCCUGAGCGUGUUUUUCGUGUAAAUGAGAGUAUGAAGAAUCUUGAAGCAGUUGUUCAUGAACGGAAUGACGCCUAUUUUCGGCUAGAGACUGGUGUUGGUGCAGAUCCUCCACAAAGAACCGUUACUUCUUUUGCGGGAUUUAAUUACAAGUUCAGAUUGUUUCUUAGGGAGAAAGAAUACGAAAUUCCAGUGCUUGAUGAGGAUGCUUACGUGAUGCAGAAGCUGUGGGACGAGAAGGAGCACUGGAAGAAAAUAGAAGAAGAGCACGAUAAGUGGCGAGAGAAGAUGCUAACAGAAGAUAUGAAGAGGUUCAAACGAGGCGGACGCCGAUACAUUAAUAAAAUGGAGCAACAUGGUAGUCAUACCGGCUUUUGA